Messenger RNA from Oppia nitens, 357 nucleotides. RefSeq lists its product as uncharacterized. Gene Ontology annotation, cellular component: membrane. Bases 1 to 357 code for a protein of 118 amino acids. Gene Ontology annotation, biological process: transmembrane transport. Gene Ontology annotation, molecular function: ATPase-coupled transmembrane transporter activity; ATP binding; ATP hydrolysis activity. The transcript has a single exon. The record is from RefSeq and is a predicted model, not a curated record. Lineage: Eukaryota; Metazoa; Arthropoda; Arachnida; Sarcoptiformes; Oppiidae.
AUGGAUAGUCAAUUGGAUUCACCGGUUGCCAAAUCGGGCGGUAAUCUAAGUGUCGGUCAGCGACAACUUGUUUGUCUGGCCCGAGCACUGUUUCGUCAUACGUCUGUACUGAUCCUCGACGAGGCCACGGCUGCCGUCGAUGUGGAAACCGAUGCACUUAUUCAGCAAACUAUUUGCCAGGAGUUCAGUUCGUGUACUGUACUGACAAUUGCCCACCGAAUCAAUACAAUUAUGGACUCGGAUCGGGUAAUAGUGUUCAACAAUGGACGGGUAGCCGAGUUUGACGAACCCGAUGUUUUAUUGGCCAACAAGUCUAGCAUUUUCUAUACACUGGCCAGUGAUGCCGGAAUUAUUUGA